UCGAAUGCGAUUAAUUAUCGUCCAAUCGAGGACGGCAUCGCAUCGUCUCACUCUUUCUUCCUUCCUUCUCCAUCUUUCUUCUUCUGCGCAGACAGUUCGUCUCCAAGAAGCAAGCUUGACUUUCCGCUGCUGCCUUUGCCACCCCAAACAACCUUGCCCCCUCCCCAAAUCGAUUCUCCUUCUCUCUCCUUCGCCGGCGGCAGCCUCCGACAUGUCGUACGAUUACCUCUUCAAGUACAUAAUCAUCGGCGAUACAGGUGUGGGGAAGUCAUGCCUGCUGCUGCAGUUCACCGACAAGAGGUUCCAGCCCGUCCAUGAUCUCACCAUCGGCGUCGAGUUCGGCGCCCGCAUGGUCACCAUCGAUGGCCGCCCCAUCAAGCUCCAGAUUUGGGACACUGCUGGACAAGAAUCCUUCAGAUCCAUCACAAGAUCUUAUUACCGUGGAGCAGCGGGAGCACUUUUGGUUUAUGAUAUUACAAGGAGAGAAACAUUUAAUCAUCUAGCAAGCUGGCUAGAGGAUGCUCGGCAGCAUGCGAAUCCCAACAUGACUAUCAUGCUUGUAGGAAACAAGUGUGAUCUUGCCCAUAGGAGGGCGGUCAGCAAGGAAGAAGGGGAGCAGUUUGCAAAGGAAAAUGGACUUCUGUUUCUGGAGGCAUCUGCAAGAACUGCCCAAAAUGUUGAAGAAGCUUUCGUAAAGACUGCUGCAAAGAUCUUACAGAAUAUUCAAGAAGGUGUGAUUGAUGCAUCUAAUGAGGCAUGUGGAAUCAAGUUUGGGCAUGGACGUCCACAAGGUCUAUCGGGCGGAAGGGAUGGAACAGUAUCUCAGAGGAGUGGAUGUUGCAGCUGAUUCUAGAAUCGAGAUUAGUUUAGUUAUUCGAGGCCUAGCCUCUUUAGCAUCUAUGACCUCGAACACACUCGCAAAGAUUUUUCAUGUGAUGACCCAACAGAGAAGUUUGUGUGAGAAAAAUAACAGUGUACAGUGUGACAAGUCGGGCUUCUUAAUGAUCGGAUGAUUCUUCUGUUUGUUUA
Punica granatum (pomegranate) is the source of this 1029-nucleotide messenger RNA. The record is from RefSeq and is a predicted model, not a curated record. Lineage: Eukaryota; Viridiplantae; Streptophyta; Magnoliopsida; Myrtales; Lythraceae.